AUGUCGGAAACUCCCGCUUCGCUCGACGUCGUCCUCGGCGGCGCCACUGUCUUGCGACUGGACUCCCUGGACGGCGAUAAGCCGAAUCUGCGAGUGGAGAUAUCUCUGGAAACGACCGGGGACGCCUCCCGCGAUGCGUUCAUGAGCAAAUUCCAAGACUGGUUCGCGGGCAAAUCAGGCGGCGCGAGCGGCCAGGGAAACGCCACAGGCAUCUUCACACCAGUAUACCGCGGCAUGCUCGAGGAGACGGCGCCUUCGGGAACACAGCACGGCUCGGCUGAGGUCGCCAUAAAGUGUGCGCGCGGCGUAAACGCCGUCCAUAAACUGCGCUACGAGGCGGGGCUCUACCAGAAGGAGCUCGCCCCGCUCCAGGGCACUGUCGUGCCGCGCUACCACGGCUUCUUUGCAAGAGAGAUAGACGAUGUGCAGUUCGGCUGUCUCCUCCUGGAGUGGUGUGCGGGAGGAGCAGAUUGGCCGUUGGACCGCAAGGCUAUGCGUACCGCGCAGCUCCAUGAUGGUGAUGGCGGCAUAUCGUCUGCACAAAGCGGGGGUCGUUCACGGUAA
This is a messenger RNA of Postia placenta MAD-698-R-SB12, 564 nucleotides long. RefSeq lists its product as hypothetical. Bases 1 to 564 code for a protein of 187 amino acids. The record is from RefSeq and is a predicted model, not a curated record. NCBI's taxonomy places the organism in Eukaryota, Fungi, Basidiomycota, Agaricomycetes, Polyporales, Adustoporiaceae. The transcript is spliced from 2 exons.